AAUAAUAAUGUCAUCGCAAACCUGAGGAACCGGUUUGGGAGGCAACUGAGCCUUUGCCACGUCCACAUAUAGUCUGAGAAGCCAAACAGGUUAGUGUUUGGGCUGAACAUGGCUUCGGGACUCCAGGCUGAGUGCUGGACCGAGGAGCUAAUCUGUGCCAUUUGUUUGGAUUUCUUCACUGAUCCUGUUAUUCUGGGCUGUGGCCACAACUUCUGUCGUUCCUGCAUCACCCGGAGCUGGGAAAAGCAGGAGAACAGAUCAUGUCCGGAAUGUCGCCAAGUUACUGCUGAGAGGAAACUCCAGGUUAAUCGGGCUCUGGCCAAAAUGGUGGAGAAAGCUCGUGAAUUCAAUCUGGACCCGACACGGACGGCAGUAAAACGUCAGUGUGAGAAACACCGGGAGGACCUGAAGCUGUUCUGUGAAACUGACAAGAAAUUGAUCUGUUCCAUUUGCAGAGAUGCGAAAGAACACAGAGGCCACAGCUUCCUUCCCAUUGACGAAGCUGCUGAAAUCUACAAGGAUCAAGUGAAAUCCUCCUUAGCUUCACUCACACAGAGGAAGGGAAAGGCUCUACAAGCUGAAGCCAAACAGAGAGAAAAGAUUUCACAACUUAAGAAACAGGUUAAGGGUCUGCAGACCCACGUCGCGGGUGAGUUUGCUAAAAUGCACCAGAGUCUGACUGACAGAGAGCAGCGAGUGAUGGGGGAUCUCAGACAGCGAGAGGAAGAGGUUAUAAAGCGAAUGAAGAGAAAUCUGCGAGAAAUUCAGUGCAAAUUACAUUCUGUUGAACAAGAACUCUCCGAGUUACAGACACAAAUGAGAAAAGACGAUCUUACCUUCCUGCAGGCGGAAGCUGCUGGCAACAGAAGGGUCAAUGACGAGAGGUUUCAUCUUUCGCUGUGUGUGUAUGAGCUGCCUGUAGGGAUAUACAAAGGGCCUAUACAGUACACAGCCUGGAGACAGAUGAUACACGGCAUCAGCCCAGCUCCGACCUCUCUGACUCUGGAUUCUGAAACAGCCCAUCCCAACCUCAUCCUCUCUGAGGACCUGACCAGCGUGAGACACGGAGACAUACGGCAGCAGCUCUCGGACUCCCCGAAGAGGUUUUGUAAUGAUGUCUGUGUCCUGGGGUCUGAGGGCUUCACAUCAGGGAAACAUUACUGGGAGGUGCAGGUGGCCAACAAGACAGACUGGGACGUGGGAUUGGCCAAAGAAUCCAUCAACAGGAAAGACAGCAUUCCACUGUCAACACGAAAUGGAUACUGGGUUGUGUAUCUGAGAAAAGGAUAUGAAUAUAAAGCAUGUACAUCACCUCCCACCCGCCUGCCCCUGAGGGAGAGACCCGGGAAGGUGGGAGUUUACCUGGAUUAUGAGGGGGGACAGGUGACAUUUUACAACGCUGAUAACAUGUCUCAUCUCCACACUUUCACCCAGACUUUCACUGAGAAACUUUAUCCUUUCUUCAGUCCCUGUAAGAACGACGGCGGCAAAAACUGUGAUCCUCUGAGGAUCUGCCGGGUGACAGAUUAAUGAGGAGGAAACCCUCAGCCAUGACCUGUGUUUGGCUGUGAUGGCCACCAGGCUGAACCUUUUAUAAUCUGUGUCGUUAUACAAUAAAGCGUAUAGUUUACACUACACCUUUCACACUGGGCCCACGGCUCAAAUCUUUCU
Molecule: messenger RNA, 1671 nt
Organism: Callorhinchus milii (elephant shark)
Lineage: Eukaryota; Metazoa; Chordata; Chondrichthyes; Chimaeriformes; Callorhinchidae
Product: zinc-binding protein A33-like
Exons: 7
Coding region: 109-1530 (473 amino acids)
Molecular function (GO): zinc ion binding; protein binding
Source: RefSeq, a predicted model, not a curated record